AUGGCGGAGGAGGCGGCGGUGGCCGUGUGCGUGCGCCUGCGGCCGCUCAACAGCAGAGAAGAAGCUCUUAGAGAAGAUACGCAAGUUUACUGGAAAACUGACAAUAAUGCUAUUUAUCAAGUUGAUGGAAGUAAAUCCUUCAAUUUUGAUCGUGUCUUUGACAGUGAUGAAUCUACUAAAAAUGUGUAUGAGGAAAUCGCAGUACCAAUCAUAGAUUCUGCCAUACAAGGCUACAAUGGUACUGUAUUUGCCUAUGGGCAGACUGCUUCAGGAAAAACAUAUACCAUGAUGGGUUCAAAAGAUUAUUUGGGAGUAAUACCCAGGGCAAUUCAUGACAUUUUCCAAAAAAAUUAA
Equus quagga is the source of this 354-nucleotide messenger RNA. RefSeq names its product centromere-associated protein E-like. Lineage: Eukaryota; Metazoa; Chordata; Mammalia; Perissodactyla; Equidae. Gene Ontology annotation, molecular function: ATP binding; plus-end-directed microtubule motor activity; microtubule binding. Gene Ontology annotation, cellular component: microtubule. The record is from RefSeq and is a predicted model, not a curated record. Gene Ontology annotation, biological process: mitotic cell cycle; microtubule-based movement. Bases 1 to 354 code for a protein of 117 amino acids. The transcript is spliced from 4 exons.